GAGGAGACCACGUCUACCAUCUAGUGCCUGGGAUCCCGGUGUGGUUGAACCUGGAAGGGGUAAAGGAUCUUCAUAGUCUUGCCUUGGGUGCUGCCUGACCACCGCUGCAAGCCCCCCCACCCGACCGCCCCCCAGGCCUGCUACCAGGACAGCAUGAGCGAGCAGGAGAGGGAGACGGAGGAGGAUGAGGAAAGUGGCACCUCGGACACAGCACCCAUGCUGCCUGGAAGACUUUCCCACUGCCAGGCCUCGGCCUUGACAGGCCCCAGAAGGCCCGGCUUGGCGCCCCCAGGCCUGGGGACCUGGCUGCUGCCCGGCCGAGCCCUGGCUGGGCUCCUGCUCCACCUGCUGUUGCCUGGGACAGUCUUCCUGCUGGUGCUGCUGCCCGCCGCUGCUGUGGUCUAUGUGGGAUUCCUGUGCCAUUCCAGGGUGCACCCUGCGCCGAGCCCCCGGUGCCGCCCGCUGCUCUCGGACCGGGGCUCCGCCGCCCUCAUCGUGCUGGGCUUCCUCUCGCUGCCGCCGCUGCUGGUGCUCGCCUCGGCUGCCCGCGCCCGCCUGGUCCGGCGACUCCGCGCGCUGCUGCCGCCCGCGGCCCGGACCCCAGGACCCCGCCGCCCGCCGGGGCCCGGCGACCCCGGCCCGGGGGACGGCCGCCCGGACGAGGGGGAGCGGCUCUGCGCCUGGGUGUGA
Molecule: messenger RNA, 690 nt
Organism: Perognathus longimembris pacificus (Pacific pocket mouse)
Lineage: Eukaryota; Metazoa; Chordata; Mammalia; Rodentia; Heteromyidae
Gene: Tmem278
Product: transmembrane protein 88B
Exons: 2
Coding region: 154-690 (178 amino acids)
Biological process (GO): negative regulation of canonical Wnt signaling pathway
Cellular component (GO): plasma membrane
Molecular function (GO): PDZ domain binding
Source: RefSeq, a predicted model, not a curated record